This is a messenger RNA of Capsicum annuum, 1251 nucleotides long. RefSeq lists its product as uncharacterized. The transcript has 4 exons. The coding region runs from base 344 to 655 and encodes 103 amino acids. The record is from RefSeq and is a predicted model, not a curated record. NCBI's taxonomy places the organism in Eukaryota, Viridiplantae, Streptophyta, Magnoliopsida, Solanales, Solanaceae.
AUCAUUAUAAUUAAUAUAAUAAGAAAUAAAACUCAUAAGGUAAUCUCCCUCAAAGCAGUCUCUCGUACAGAAUCACUCUAAAAAAUUAUCUCCCGCAAAUCCAAAGAUCUCAAAGCUGAUUUUUUGCAUUCUCGCUCUCCCAAAUCUCUCAUUUAAAAGAAAGUGUUUUUGGCGUCCUGAACAUGAAGCCCAGAUUAAAGCAAACUUCAAGUUAAAAGUUGGGCGCAUACUUACUGGCUUGCUAUCAAAAGUUCGUGGAAAUAACAAGAGGCCUAGGUGGAUUCUACCUGAAAAUUGGCAAAAAUUAGUUGACCAUUGGGAGACAGAUUCGAGGUUCAAGCAGAUGAGUGAGAUUGGCAAGAAAGCUAGAGCAUCUCUUAAGGGUGGCUCUUUACACACGAGUGGAGCUCCGAGUCAGGGAAAUGUAACGAGAAAACUGGAAAAGGAACUUGGGAGGCCAAUAACUCAAGCUGAGGCAUUCAAGGCUACACACACAAGGAAGAAGAAAACCCAUGGAGAUCCUGAUGUUUGGGUUGAGCCACGAGCUCAGCUGACCUAUAAUCGAUAUCUGCAAUUCAUAAAGGAUUUUCGCCAAACGCUGCCAGAAGAUAGGCAAGACCUACCACUUAGCCAAGAACAGAAUAAGAGAAUAUGAUUAGAUGCGGUUGGUGGCCCGAGUAGGUAUGGAUAUGCUUAUGUCUUGCCCAACGAACCUUUCGUGAAUUUCAUUCGGAACUAGAAGGCCUCCGUAGUUUCCAAGAUGAUGAGUCAAGGGAGACGAUUUUGGCUUUGAAGCAGCAAAUAGCUGAGCUAUCUAGCAAAGCUAAGGCCUCGCAGGCUAGGGAAAGGCAAAGUGAUAUAUAAUAUGCAGGAAUGAAGGCCCAAUUCGAUGCAUUACUUGCUUCGGGGGGAUUCCCCUUUGUCCUGGUGAUGUAGUACGCCCUCCCCAACCUUCACAGUCUCUACCUAUUUCACAUGGAGUAUAUGGCCAAUAUAGAGAUGUGACUGAGGAGCCUAGCAGUGAUGAAGAUGAUGAUGAGGAUUACUAUGUGGACAAUACACCGACGCGUUGUUAAAGUUGAAUGUUGUCUAGAUAAUCCAAACUAUAUACUUUAUGGUGGUUUAUUUGAAUUCAUAAGUAUUUUUGAAUAGAUUAAAACUUUAAAGUAGUAUGAACGAUAGUGUUGUUAAAUAACUUAUUGACUUCUAUUUUUAUUCAUUUAAUUUCAAGGUAUUUAAAUUUUAUUUUCA